AUGUCCUAUCUGACAUUCAUUUUGCUCAUUGCCGUUGCGACCUUUCGAUUAGACAAAGAUGAUGAUGAUGAAGUGGAGAAUCCUCAUCAAUGGAAAGUUCGAGCCCACCAAAUAUGGAGCUAUGACUUUCGAAGUAGUCAACAAGUCAUGACGAAAAUUCAAUUACUCCUCCUGUUUUGGAUAUUGGGCCAAUUUUUUGGUGAAUGUAAACAAGUCUAUCACUACGGUCUACGUGAUUACUUUCGAAGUUAUUACAAUAUCAUGGACUGGGCGUCCGUGUCGCUCUAUCUGGGAGCCUUUGCACUACGAAUAUUCGUUGACUUUCGAGUCCAGGCAACUGAGAAAACCUUUAAUCAUCAGCUCCAUUAUGCACUGACUUUGCUGCAAAAUGCUAGUACAAUCAUUUCAGACGGAACUGAUAUAUUUGAUACUGAAAUGGGAACUGAUUCUCAGCACAACUACGUUGCCUAUAGAAACCAUUUACUCUCUAACCACACUGCCUACUGGCUUCGUGGAUGUCGUCUUUGGUGGGCUCCGGAUGAUCCUGAGUACAUCUCGGACUGUCUUUUUGCGUUGGCAAAUGUGCUUUCAUUUGCAAGAGUGAGUUACCUAAUGCCUGCUUGGGAACUCCUUGGACCUCUUCAAAUCUCUCUCGCUAGGAUGAUCAACGAUAUUAUUCGAUUCAUGGCUCUAUUUUUCUUGGUAAGCCUCAACAGAUGGCCAGUGGAUUAA
This is a messenger RNA of Rodentolepis nana, 732 nucleotides long. The record is from the annotation of a GenBank genome assembly. NCBI's taxonomy places the organism in Eukaryota, Metazoa, Platyhelminthes, Cestoda, Cyclophyllidea, Hymenolepididae.